CAGUGACGUCGAACUCACUGUUGAAGGCUGCACUCUGUCAGAACCUCGAUCAAGGGUGGUCAAUGGAUUCCCAGGCCAGUCUGUUCUCCUGCCCUGCUCCUGUAGUAAAACCCAGGCUAAACCUCCCAGCGUCACAUGGACUAAACUCAGAGAUCAACAGACACCUGGGAUAAUAUCAACCCAGAGUGAUCUGUACAGAGGCAGAGUGGAGAUGUUUAAUAGCACCUCUCCUGGGAACCUCUCUGUCCUCCUCUCACACGUCACCGAGGACGAUCAGGGAUGGUACAGGUGCCAAAUCAGUGAGACUCAAAUGACAGACGUCAAAAUUGAUAUUCAAAGGAAAUACCAACCCCUCACAACCACUACCACCAAACAUCCACCAUUAACUCAACCAAAUGGACUAGACAUUACAACAUUCCUAAUACCAACAAUGUCACCUAAAGGGGCAGACACAGUGGGGACUUCAGAAGAAGAUCCAUCUGCUUCCCCUCAACAAUACAAUACAAUCCAAUACACCUUACUGGCUGUUCUACCAGUCAUACUGAUCACCUCUGGAGUGGCUUGGUACAUAUACAAGAGAAACAAAGGAAAGAAAAACACAGGAGAGAAAAGUCGUGGGAGCAAAACAGAAGGAGAGAAAAAGGAUGAUCCCUCUGUAAUGUAUGAUACGGUUCAAGAACCCAGAAACAACAACCAAGAGGAGACAACAACACCCCUCAGUGCUCCAGAGGAUCCCUCAGUGACAUACUCCACCAUCGUCUACAUGAAAGGAAAAAGGAACGCAGCAGUGAGUCUGGAGAGCGGUGGAAAACAGAGUAUGCCACUAUCAAGACAGAUGUUCAAAGGUCCUAACCAGGAUAUCCACGGCAUCUUCACUGGAGGCCCGUGUCGCGCGUUUCUGGAAAUCAACAAGGAGUAUCGCUAG
Molecule: messenger RNA, 925 nt
Organism: Oncorhynchus gorbuscha (pink salmon)
Lineage: Eukaryota; Metazoa; Chordata; Actinopteri; Salmoniformes; Salmonidae
Exons: 8
Coding region: 212-925 (237 amino acids)
Source: RefSeq, a predicted model, not a curated record